Entamoeba nuttalli P19 is the source of this 1728-nucleotide messenger RNA. Its product is annotated as zinc finger, c2h2 type domain containing protein. The record is from RefSeq and is a predicted model, not a curated record. Gene Ontology annotation, molecular function: ubiquitin protein ligase activity; ribosome binding. Gene Ontology annotation, biological process: protein ubiquitination; rescue of stalled cytosolic ribosome. The transcript has a single exon. Bases 1 to 1728 code for a protein of 575 amino acids. NCBI's taxonomy places the organism in Eukaryota, Evosea, Mastigamoebida, Endamoebidae.
AUGUCAAGAGAAGAAUGUGUUAUUUGCACAGAUCGUAUUAUUGUUUAUUCUGUUGGUGAGUGUAAUCACCCAAAUGUUUGCUAUAGUUGCUGUUUUAGAAGUCGAGUAUUGUAUAAUGAUUUUACAUGUCCAUUAUGUCGACACAAGAACCCUAUUGUUAUAUAUACUAAAAAACCAAUGUCAUUUAAAGAGUUAACAAAAUCAUCACCAGCUUUUCAAUUUAAGGAGUAUGGAGUUCAAACCAAUGAUAGAGAUGUUUAUAAAUAUUUAAAAUAUCUUCUUUCUAAUACAUGCAGAUAUUGUACUUCAGAAUUUUCUACUAUUGAGAAGUUAAAUGAACAUUAUAAAAAAAUACAUCAUGUUCAAUUUUGUUCUGUUUGUAUGCAAUAUCAAAAGUCAUUUACUUGCGACAAACAAGUAUUUACAGAUGAAGAAUUACAUGACCAUAUUAAAGAAAUAGAUCCAGAAACAGGUGUAAAGAAACAUCCUUAUUGUGAUUUCUGUAAUGUCCCAUUUUUUGAUCUUGAGUCAUUAUAUAAUCACCUUAACACACAACACGAAAGUUGUUUCAUUUGUGAUAAAUCAAGUGAUCAUCCAAUUUAUUUCCGUGACUAUGAUGAACUUUUUAAACAUAUGUCUACACAACAUUAUGUUUGUGAAGAUCCUAAUUGUAUUGCAAAAAAAUACAUUGCCUUUUCAACUGCAGAAGAAUUAACAAAUCACCGAAUUAUUUAUCACAUGAAGAAAGGAGAAAAAGUAAUUUUGGAAUCUGGUGUGUUUUUUACUGAUACGCCUCAAAGAGGAACUCGUUAUGGAAGAAGAAGAAAUAAUUUUAUUCCUAGUCAAUUUGAAUAUCAUAGAGAAGAUACUACUAAAAUAAAAGAAGAAAAAGAAGAGGAAGAACAUUUAGAUUUCACUGGUUCAAGUUUCCCAAGACUAGGAGGAAAUACAACAACAAAUCAUUCUGAGAUAUAUCAAGGACAAAUAACUACAGGAAGAAGAAAUCAAUCUCAAAAGAAAAAGAGAAAAGAAAAUAAAGAACUUUUCCCUUCAAUUGGGGAAAAUAAUAAUAAAGCAAAAAGUGAUAUGAAAGAAGCUUAUAAACAACAAGAAAAACAAGAAAUUGCUAUGAAAGUAGACUUACAACAAAAAAUGAAAGAUAUUCUUGGUGGAAGAUAUGAUAAAUUUGUCCAAGAAAAUGAAAUGUUUAAAAGAGGAGAUGAAACUGCUGCAAUGCUUCUUGACCGUUUUCAUAAAUAUUUUGCUGGAAAUCCUGAUGAAAAAGAGAUGCUUGCAGAAUUUAUUAAUUCAUGGCCAAAUACUAAACAAAGAAAUAUUUUAAUUCAAGUUGAUAAUCAAAGAAAUGAAGAAUUAGCAAAAAUGAAAAUGAGAGAUGAAAUGUUUAUGUCUGCUCAACACUGGGAAGAAGAACAACAAAAAAGAAUUAAGAGUCGAGCUAACACUCAAAUUAUUCCUGAGAGUGAAAGAAAGAAAAUUAUUGAAGAAGACAAAACCAAAUUAAAGAGAAAGAAAAAACAAGAAAAAGAACUAUUCCCCAGUUUAGGUGAAGGAAGAAACCUUCCUAUUUCACCAAAACCUUCAUCAAAAACAUGGAGUCAAAUUGCACGUUCAACUUCAAUAGAAGCACAAAAAGCAAAGAAAGAAAGAAUGGACCUUGAAAAAGCUCGACUAGAUGAUUCUAAAUUUCCAAAACUUGGUAGUAAGUAA